AGUCGUAUGGUUUGGUUUUCUUCUCCUGUAGCCAGCCAGCAACAACCAGCCGCCUGAAUGUAGAUCCGCAUGGGCCACUACUACUCCUCCUCUUAUCUCUCCAAAUAACCCAGCGGAACCAUAAGAUAAGGAUCCCAGGAUGGUGUUAGUGCAUGUCGGAUAUCUGGUUCUUCCUGUAUUCGGCUCAGUAAGAAACAGAGGAUCCCAUUUCAACCGGCAACAGCAGCAGCAACAGCAACAGCAGCACAGCCAUGCUACCUCUUGCCGGCAUUUCCAGUUAGGUCCUCAGGCCCCGCUGCCCAUGGACUUCCCCAUGCCCCACCCAGGGCAGCCACAGUCAGGCAUUAACCCCCACCUGGCCCCUCCCGGCCACCAGCAUGGCCCUCCGCUCCACCCGCCCCUCAACCCCCUGCCCGCCCCCCAGUUCCAGGACAUCCCCGCCCCUCCCUUCCUACCUCAGGCAUUACACCAGCAAUACCUCCUCCAGCAGCAGAUCCUCGAGGCCCAGCACCGACACAUCCUGCCACCCUCCAGUAGACGCACCCCAGAGAGAGUUCCACAUCAGCCCCACAGACUGCGGCCCGGCUAUGAGUUUGCUCCCCCUCUUCAUGUCCCUCCUCAGCCUGUGGUGCAGCAGCCCCGCUACUUGGCUGAGGGCACAGACUGGGAUCUAAGCGUAGAUGCUGGACUGCCCCCUCACCAGUACCACAUCCACCCGCUGCCACAGCACUAUCAGCACUACUUGACCUCUCCAAGGAUGCACCACUUCCCAAGAAACAAUGCCUCAACACAAGUGGUUGUCCAUGAGAUCAGAAACUACCCAUAUCCCCAGCUGCACUUGCUGGCUCUGCAGAGUCUCAACCCCUCCCGCCACGCGUCCGCUGUUAGAGAGAGCUACGAGGAGCUUCUGCAGCUGGAGGACAGAUUGGGCAGUGUAAACCGUGGAGCAGUCCAAACCACCAUAGAGAGAUUCACUUUCCCCCAUAAGUAUAAAAAGAGAAUACCCCAGGACCUGAAGAUGUGUCUGGAUGACGAGGAGCUGGACACUGAUGAGAAGUGCACCAUCUGUCUGUCAAUGCUGGAGGACGGAGAGGAUGUCAGGAGAUUACCCUGCAUGCACCUCUUCCACCAGGCGUGCGUGGACCAGUGGCUGGCUACCAGCAGGAAAUGCCCCAUAUGCAGAGUGGACAUUGAGACCCAGCUGACCCCCGACAGUUGAUAGCUGCUGUCAACUCCUGCAGCUUGGAUCCGAUCUCGUGAUUCUCCAUCGCCUCCCCCUCCUCUCUCUCUGGUGGGGAGGGGGGAGCUCUGCCAAACACCCCUCUUCCCCUCUGCAUCACUCAAUGAGCCUGCCUUCUGAGACAGCUGUGACAGAGGGAUCAACAAAGCACACUCACCUACAACACAGCAAGGGAUGGGGUUGAGGCGUAGAUAGGUGGCUGGACUGAAGGUUGGUUGAAUGGACUUACUGGAUGUAAAAGGUAGGAGCGGACACGUAUGAACAGAUGUGCUGAGGCUUCACACGAUCCUGUCCGACUGUGCACAUUUCUACAUAAAGCUACCAAGAGAGGACACUCUGACUACCAACCUCCCCAGCUUGUGUGGCGUAUUAAGGCCAUUUCUCUGCCACUAUAUCUAAACCCCUUCCCAGGCCUGUGAAAAAUCCUUUAAGCUGCACUCUGCCCAAGCCCUCAGCACAUCUGUACAGAACAUUAUCAAAUGAUUAGCAUGAGGUUGUUUGGUGUGAACCCUUGUAGCUGAACGCUUGUGGUGUAAUGGAGUAUAGUACUGAAUAAGUAUUUACAGAGUAACAGUGUUGUGUAGCAAGCAAAAGCCUUUUCGCUUUGAGAAAUAUGUUUGUGAAAAAUAAACCUACAGAGAGGGUGAAUACAGCUCUAACAGUGACAAUUAUCAGCGUGUUAAAUCUCCAUAGAUAGGCGAUGAGGAGAGAGCUAGUUUGUGUGUAAAAAGGCCAAAAACCCCUCGUUCUUGUCUAACAUGGUUUUGGAUUUACAGUUAGUAGAUGCCAUCAGAGUUGAUGCUAAACCCGCUAACUGCAGGCAUGGCUUCCCGUGAUCUGUGUAGUGUCGUAGUCGGGCCUCUAUAAUCUAGAGCAGAGGCCUGAGAUGUGCAUGCUGUAUGGCAGGCUUGGGCUGUGUUGUUAUUGUGGAGCAGUAGAAACAGGGACUGUGUCUGUGCAUGUGAACCGUAUACUAUGACUCCGAUGAUCCCACUCAUUCAUAGAGGAGGACAAGAAUGCACCAAGAAAAAAAACUAAACAAACCCCCCCUCCCCCCUCCCAUCUCCCUUCUUUACACCUCCUCCCCACUCAUCCCGAAUAGACCAAAGUUGCCCUUAGACACCGAUCUCAGACCAGUGUAGCAUUUUCUCUCCUAAUGUUAGGAUUCAAAGAGCUGCUAGCGGGUCUGUGUCUAACAGCAACUCCUCUCUGUGGCCUCGCUCAUGGCAUGAUCAUGAGAGGCCGGCAUGGGCUUGAGGAUGCAGUGCCUGAGUCUUGCCAUUGGAGUGCGUAAAAUCUGACAUUUGUAUUACCUUUUACCAGAACCUUAUUGCCUAUCGAACAAGCACAUGUGAUUUCUAUAUACAGUGAAUCGCCUCCGUUGUGUAUCGGCUCCUUUACAUUUCAAUCUAAGUUGAUAAAAGACUGUCCGGUGUUACAGGGAAAAUACAAAACUAGUUUGCCUGUGAUAUGUGCUAGAAUGUGUAUGAUUGCCCCCCCCACCCCC
Molecule: messenger RNA, 2747 nt
Organism: Scomber japonicus (chub mackerel)
Lineage: Eukaryota; Metazoa; Chordata; Actinopteri; Scombriformes; Scombridae
Gene: ark2cb
Product: ring finger protein 165b
Exons: 8
Coding region: 140-1219 (359 amino acids)
Molecular function (GO): zinc ion binding; ubiquitin protein ligase activity
Source: RefSeq, a predicted model, not a curated record